GGUUAAAUAUCAAGCCAGUUCGGUGUUGUAGCUAUUUAAGGCUUUAAAGGAAAGAUGUCUGGAUAUGACGGUUGUUUGUUCUCCUUUAUAGAGCUCUAGACAAGGAAGUGAAGGUAGUGUUUGAGAUUAGUGUGUGCUAUGUGUGUAUGUGGCAGGAAUGCCCUGUUAAGUUAAAAACUGACAAAUCAUUGUCUUAUAUUGUAUGAAUAUUUAGACAAUAAUUGGCAUACUGAAGAGUCUUAGCUGAUGUUCUAAUCCUUUUAACUCAAACAGCAAUUUCCCUUUCCUCUCUGUACCUGUGCAGAAACGACGCAAGAAGUCCGAAAUGUUUAGCAGAAAAAAAAUUCACGCCUCUCGAUACUGGCGGUGGAAGAUGGCUCAGCGGGAGCUUGAGCGGCAGCAGCGGGAACAGCAACGACAUCUCCAGCUGGGGGAACGGGAGCAACACGCAGCAAGCACAACAGGGGGGGACUCAAGGGGGGAAUGAUGACCCCAUUGCAAUAUCCAUGUUACCAGGCUACCAUCUUUUGUCCCAGAAGGAAAGAAAGUUGUGUGCCUCCUCAAAUAUCAAGCCAUCACAGUACAUUGCUUACAAAGCUGUUUUACUUAAGGACGAAGGCGACAAGCGUCAGGCAGGUGUUGGAUCAACUACACGAGGGGGUGUAUGCACUCCCCAAGGCCUAGACUCUCACUCUCAACGCAUGAUAACCACUUUCAUGACCCAAGCGGGCUGGAUCUCCUCGUUCACAUGACCACCCUUUAAUUUUGGGGUCUGAGCAGCUGGAUCUACAUCUACAGCACAAGAAUCUUUGGCAUGUAGAUCUUAAAGGCAUUAUUCUGCUGCAAUGACCCCAAAAUGAUAAAAAUACCAAGAUGACAUGUUAGGAAAAAAUAAAAGGAAUAAAGGUAAUCAUAUGAAAAGUGAUAGCUAAAAGAGAGGAAAAGUGUUAAAUAAAGAAACAAAGGAAAGAAAAUAGAAAAUAUUUGCAAUAUGUGAAAGUCAUGCAUCCCCCCCAUUUUUUGUUUUUGUUUUUUCUUUUUUUUUCAUAAGAAAUGAUACUAUUGGAUGCUUAGCUGGUUCACUUUUAUGCUGAUUACAUAUCGGAGUCUUUUAGGCAUUUUGUAUGAGAGCUUCAUAAUUAUUAAGAAAUUUUGAAUACCAGUCAGUAUUCCUUGGAAAUUUGUUAUAUAUAUGUGGAGCUUUCAUAUGGUGAAUGUUAAAUGGUGUUAAUCCAUGGAAAAUCAGUACAAUACUGAUUAGAAAAGCCUGCCUUCCCUAUGCUCCUUUUGAUUCAGUAAUGAAUUUUGGUAAAACUGAGUUGCAAUAUUUGCAUAAUGCUUGUACUGGUGAUGGUGAUAUUAUAUUUUA
Penaeus indicus is the source of this 1369-nucleotide messenger RNA. Its product is annotated as transcriptional adapter 2-beta-like. The record is from RefSeq and is a predicted model, not a curated record. Bases 507 to 752 code for a protein of 81 amino acids. Lineage: Eukaryota; Metazoa; Arthropoda; Malacostraca; Decapoda; Penaeidae. The transcript has 3 exons.